AGCCUGACCUCUGCUUCGCCCUUUAAUGGUGGCUCCAGAGGCACCCAGUGACUACUAAGGUAUCUGUACAAUAUCAAGGGUGAUGACUGAGCCUCAUUUGCAUACCCAUAAUACCCUGCGCAGAGUACAAUCCUUUUCAAGUUUAAAAGACUUUUUUUUAACUUGUCAUUUCUAAAUACAAGAAACCUACUUGAAAAACGUCUUGUGCAAACUUUGGGCAGAAAAUACCUCUAGCGCUAAAACGCCACCAUAAGUGAACUAGGAGUUGUAGGUCUUGGGGAAGGGAACUUGGGCGCCGCAGAGUGCGUUGUGUUUAUUCUCAGAUAGGAUUAACCUUUUGCCUUUUACUGGGGAUUGUCGGUGGCGAGAAAGUUUUUCUUUCUUUUAAAAUAUAUCUUAUUGACUUUUUUUAUUGGAGAGGAAUAGAGAGUCGAAAACUUUGGUAAGUGGCAGGAUUUGAACAGUGGGGCCAGCGCUCUCUCCACUGAGCCAAGCCAGUGAGUCUAUACUCAAUUUUUUGAGGCCUCGUUUAGGCAGGGCUAAUCCUGUGGUUACAGAGAAGGGCCGCUUCUGUUUUUUUAACUUGGGCUGGACUGGAUUUAUAAUUGGGGCCACUGCCCUAAAUACCAGCAGCCCAACAAUUAGUUGGUCAGCAAUCAGCUCAAACACCCGCAGAGAGGGAAUAUCCUGUGGGUUCCCCUAGCGACAGACAAUGGCUACCUACAGCCUAGCAACCGAGCCACGACUACGCGCCUUGGAAGACAUCGAACGGGAAAUCGGCGCCAUCCUGCAGAAUGCAGGCACCGUGAUCCUGGAACUUUCCAAGGAAAAACCCAAUCAGCGGCUGCUACACCGACACGCGGCGGCCUUCAGGGCGUCGGUGCAACACGUAGAAGCGGAGCUGUCGGCUCAGAUCCGUUACCUAACCCAGGUGGCCACAGGGCAGCCCCACGAGGGCUCCAGCUACUCUUCAAGCAAGGACUGUCAGAUGGCACUACAGCGAGUGGACUAUGUUCGCCUCAAGCUCAGCGAUAUGGCCCGAACCUGUGAGCAGAUGCUGGAAAACUAAGCCAAGUAGGCAGAGAGACAUCUGGGAGGCAGAUCACCACCUGCCCCCCGGGACAGAACCUGGGGACCUGUACAUUGAGGAGCACAGGCUGACAUGCACGCCCUGCUGGUCAUAGAUGAGGACAAAGAGGCAAAAAGUGGGAAUGGAGAAACUUAAAGCCCACGCCUGCCCACGACUCUGUGCUGGCUCCUCCAGCAGGUGCUCCUGCUCUGACUUCACCAAAGUGCUGACAAAGCUCAGACAGGAGAUAGUCAGUCACCCAACCCACUUCCUCAGAUACUUCAUGUCCUUGUCCCCUUCCGCAGACUUGACCCAAUGAAGACACAUUUUUCUUCAUUGGAAGAGAUAAAACGAGUUCUAAAUUAAAAAUAA
Myotis brandtii (Brandt's bat) is the source of this 1441-nucleotide messenger RNA. RefSeq names its product mediator of RNA polymerase II transcription subunit 11. Gene Ontology annotation, biological process: regulation of transcription by RNA polymerase II. The transcript has a single exon. Gene Ontology annotation, molecular function: transcription coregulator activity. NCBI's taxonomy places the organism in Eukaryota, Metazoa, Chordata, Mammalia, Chiroptera, Vespertilionidae. The coding region runs from base 713 to 1069 and encodes 118 amino acids. The record is from RefSeq and is a predicted model, not a curated record. Gene Ontology annotation, cellular component: mediator complex.